CAGGUCCAAACGCUCUCCAAGUGAAACUCUAUAAAUUGCCAUGACUCUGAGGGCUGGCGACGCUGCGACAGCUUGCCCAACUUUUACGCGAAGAAAUAUAUGUACGCCGGCGAGCCAGAUCUCUGCACCAUACUCUCUCUCUCUCUCUCUCUCUGAAACAUCAAAUCGGCAAUGGAGCGCGAGGGAAUUCUGUUGGGGAUGGGAAACCCCCUGCUGGACCUAUCAGCAGUCGUGGACGAGCAGUUUCUGCAGAAAUAUGACAUCAAGUUAAACAAUGCUAUUCUUGCUGAGGACAAGCACUUGCCCAUGUAUGAUGACUUGGCAUCUAGUUACAAUGUGGAGUAUAUUGCUGGAGGUGCAACUCAAAACUCAAUAAAAGUUGCCCAGUGGAUGCUCCAAAUUCCCGGUGCAACUAGUUAUAUGGGCUGCAUUGGGAAGGAUAAGUUCGGGGAGGAGAUGAAGAAGAAUGUAAGACUUGCUGGUGUUAAUGCUCAUUAUUAUGAAGUUGACACUGUCCCAACUGGUACAUGUGCCGUCUGUGUUGUUCGUGGCGAGAGGUCAUUGGUUGCCAACUUGUCGGCUGCAAACUGUUACAAAUCUGAACACCUGAAGAGGCCAGAAAAUUGGGCUUUGGUUGAAAAGGCCAAAUAUUUCUACAUUGCUGGGUUCUUCCUUACUGUAUCCCCAGAGUCAAUUCAACUUGUUGCUGAACAUGCGGCUGCUAACAAUAAGGUUUUCAUGAUGAAUCUUUCUGCUCCCUUCAUAUGUGAGUUUUUCAAGGACGUGCAAGUGAAUGCCCUACCGUACAUGGACUAUGUUUUUGGAAAUGAAACGGAAGCGAGGACCUUCUCUAAAGUUCAUGGUUGGGAGACUGAUAAUGUUGAGGAGAUUGCUAUAAAGAUUUCCCAAUGGCCCAAGGCCUCAGAAACACACAAGAGGAUUACCGUAAUCACACAGGGUGCAGAUCCUGUCGUCGUUGCUGCGGAUGGGAAAGCAAGAUUAUUUCCUGUGAUUUUGCUACCCAAGGAAAAGCUCGUUGAUACUAAUGGGGCAGGGGAUGCAUUUGUUGGGGGAUUUUUGUCUCAGCUGAUUCAAGAGAAGCCCAUUGAAGACUGUGUUAGAGCUGGAUGCUAUGCGGCAAAUGUUAUAAUUCAAAGGUCUGGCUGCACUUACCCAGAGAAGCCUGAUUUCAGUUAAGCUUACUCUUGUAGCUCUGCACCCUCCUUGGGUUCCCGGUACACAUCCAUGAGUGGCAGAAUUAUUUUUCUUGCUGCGGUUUUCUUGGUUUGUCUUUAUGGUGGCCUGCAUUUUUGGCUCCUGAACCCCUUCACCUGGCAUAGGAGUUGAUAUUUUGUUUCUCCUCUCUCUCUCUCUCUCUCUCUCUCUCUCUCUCUCUCUCUCAGCUGUUAGUUUUUUUUUCAGUGAACAAUGCUCAUCCAGGACAUGGAUGAGGAUAAAAGAUUGGUUUUGCUGUUGUAUUGUGACAACGUUCCAUUGAAUGGCAAUGCAUGAGGGUUGCACUA
Malania oleifera is the source of this 1523-nucleotide messenger RNA. Its product is annotated as adenosine kinase 2-like. Gene Ontology annotation, biological process: purine ribonucleoside salvage. Lineage: Eukaryota; Viridiplantae; Streptophyta; Magnoliopsida; Santalales; Ximeniaceae. The transcript has 12 exons. Gene Ontology annotation, cellular component: nucleus; cytosol. Gene Ontology annotation, molecular function: adenosine kinase activity. The record is from RefSeq and is a predicted model, not a curated record. Bases 172 to 1197 code for a protein of 341 amino acids.